GUAUAUGCUUGAGGUUUUUGGUGUUGGAAGAAGCAUUCUGAACAUGUGUAAUUCGGAAGAUCAAAAGGUAAGGUCAAUGGCUAUAAAGAUGAAGGCAAAGUACAAUAAAUAUUGGGGAAAACCUGACCACCUUAACAUGUUGUUAUUGAUUGCAAUGGUAUUAGACCCUAGAUGUAAAUUGAAGCUUGUGGUAUGGAUGGCAGCUAGGAUUUAUGAUACUAGUGAUGCAGAAUAUUUGAAAAUCAAGUUGGGUUCAUAUUUGAAGUCUAUUUUUGAUGAAUACUCUGGCAGGGCAGUGUCUCGUCUAGGUAGUUCAGUUAAUCUAUCAGGUGGUUUUAAUGCAGUUAAUGAUCCGUACCAUUGUGCUGAAUUCUACCAAUCAGAUGAGUGCAGCACAUCAGAGACAGAAUUACAGAAGUAUAUUCAAGAAGAAGUAGAAAACCGUCCUCCAAAUUUUGAUGUGCUAGAGUGGUGGAAGGUGAAUUCAAGCCGAUAUCCAAUACUUGCAAGCAUUGCAAGAGAGGUUUUAGCCAUACCGAUAUCCAGUGUAGCCUCUGAAUCAGCUUUCAGUACCGGAGGAAGAAUCCUUGAUGCAUAUCGUAGUUCUUUAACAUCGGCUAGUGUGGAAGCACUUAUGUGUACUGAAGAUUGGCUCAAAGGAGUAGUUCCAUCUUUUCUUAGUAGUGAGGAUCUCGAUAAUAUUGAUCGAAUUGAGGAUGGUAAGAUGUCAAAAGAUAUAAAAACUAGUGUCUUAUUACUUUAUUAUUACAUGUUAAAUUUUCAUUCUUUCUUUUGCAGAACUAUAUUCUGCGCCAGAUGCCGGAAGUUGCUCAUCCUUUGUGUCAGUUGUUGAUGAUUGAGGGUUGGAGAUGGCUUGGAUUGCCUUUGAAGAAGAUGGCCAUGGGAAAUUGUGGUUGAAAAUUGGAUGUUAAUGCUUAUGAGCUUAGAUUAAAAAUUAGAACUUUUAGGUCACAUGUUAGUUUAGGUUCAUUUUUGGAAUGUUCAUUUGUAAUGUGCAAUGAGUUUAUCAUGGAAACUAUGU
Molecule: messenger RNA, 1042 nt
Organism: Lathyrus oleraceus (garden pea)
Lineage: Eukaryota; Viridiplantae; Streptophyta; Magnoliopsida; Fabales; Fabaceae
Product: zinc finger BED domain-containing protein RICESLEEPER 1-like
Exons: 2
Coding region: 5-853 (282 amino acids)
Molecular function (GO): DNA binding; protein dimerization activity
Source: RefSeq, a predicted model, not a curated record